This is a messenger RNA of Rhizophagus irregularis DAOM 181602=DAOM 197198, 1542 nucleotides long. RefSeq lists its product as uncharacterized. The record is from RefSeq and is a predicted model, not a curated record. NCBI's taxonomy places the organism in Eukaryota, Fungi, Glomeromycota, Glomeromycetes, Glomerales, Glomeraceae.
AAAAAAAAAUAAUAUUUUGAACUUAGUAAAUAAAUGUUAUAAAAUAUCCUAACUAAUAUUAACACAGUAACCCAGCUUUUAGUAUUACGUAAACCAGUCUAUUUUAUUGAAAAUAAUUUCUUCGUUAGAAACUAUGAGUGGACGAAAUAGAAUACCACAAUCUACUAGUCAACGUUUGAAUAAAAAUCGUUUCUCGAAGAACCGAAACGCAAGUAAAAAUCGAUUUAAAAAAAAUCGAUUCGAAGAACUAAAACAGGAUGUUUCUGAUUUAAUAAACCUCGCUCGAGAAAAUAAUUAUAUACUACUACAAUCCAAAGUUGAUAAACUCGAACGAGAAAAUAAGCGAUUACGAUACGAUAAUGAUGAACUCUCUAAAUUCUUGCAAGACGAUGACGAGUCAACAGAUGACGAUAGUAAUUCAGAAGAUGAAGAUGACGAUAGUGAUUCAGAAGAUGAAAAUGAAUCCGAUGACGAUAGUGAUUCAGAAGAUGAAGAUGAGUCCGAUGUUUCAUUUCGACCAGCUAAACGGCAAAUGAGAAAUAAAUUAUCUGAUGAAGAAAGGGCAAAGGACUUAAUGAAGACACUUCUUAAAACUUUUCCCGAACUUGAGCUUAAUGCAGAUGAAACUUUUAGAAGCGAAGUGAAUGUUGUAAUUUGUCAAAAAUUAAUACCUAAACUUCAAAAAGAAAUGAAGGCAUACAAUCUUUCUUACGAGCAAGUGGAAACCUGGUUACAAUCUAUUCACAGGUCCAAAAGAAAUGCCUAUUUGAGAUCAAAUCAAUCAAAUCAAUCAAAUCAUUAUGGAUUUGAACGCGAUUUCAUAGGUUCUUAUUCAGAGUCUGAUCGUUCCAAUCAAUCAACAAUUAUACGGAAAAAAAAACCGAAAGGAAGUAAGGCAAAUAAUAUUUUUGAAGAUGAGAUUGAAAAUAAAGCAAAGUCCAUAAUGAAGGCACUUCUUAAUACGUAUCCAUAUGAGCUUACCCUUAGGAUUGAAGAUACCUUUAGAAGCCAAAUUAAUAAGGAUAUUUGUGAAAGGUUAAUACCUAAACUUCAAGAAGAUGUUAGACCAGCGUACAAUCUUUCUUAUGAUCAAGUGGAAACCUGGUUACAAACUUUUCACAGGUAUAAAAGGAAUACCUAUUUGAGAUCACAUUUUAUGAUGAUUGAUGACGAUUAAAUUGCCUACUCUAUUUACUGGAUUCAACCCGAAAAUUUCUUUUAAUUAUUGACGAAUUUUUUAUGUAAUAAUAUUUUUUUUUUUUUUUAGAAAUGUAAUUUUGAUCUUAAAUGAAAUUUAUAAUAUAAGAAACAAAAAGAUGUGAUUACCGCACAAUUUUUCAAAAAUAGGAAAUUGGGAAUGUACUAUAUGAAUGGGCACUUCUAUAACGACCAACAUAAUGGUGGGUCCACUUGGAGGGCAAUAAAAAAAUUAUAGUUUAUAUUAUGUGAUGACGAAAUUGUUGUACUAUCAUGAAAGAAUCCUAAUAAGCAUUUAUAUUAUAUGUGUAUAUUCCAUUUCAAAAUGUAAAAUGUAAGAAGUGC